Messenger RNA from Aspergillus ruber CBS 135680, 1896 nucleotides. RefSeq names its product pyridoxal phosphate-dependent aminotransferase. NCBI's taxonomy places the organism in Eukaryota, Fungi, Ascomycota, Eurotiomycetes, Eurotiales, Aspergillaceae. Gene Ontology annotation, biological process: biosynthetic process. The transcript has 4 exons. Gene Ontology annotation, molecular function: pyridoxal phosphate binding. Bases 352 to 1785 code for a protein of 477 amino acids. The record is from RefSeq and is a predicted model, not a curated record.
GCUGAGUACUGCUCUGAGUAGUGAAGUAGCAGUGCGCAGUAAUAAUAGCAGCAUAGACGAUUAGUCGUGAAGCAAUUAUAGGGAUGUUCUUAGUAGUACUCUGUAGAGUGCGAGAGAUCAAGAGACCAGCGGGGAUUGUUGGAGACCUUUAUAAAUAGACCCAUUGCUGCUUCCCCAACGGCUGUCAUUCUUUUACUUAUUUUUUUCUCCCUUCAUUCUCAUAAUUAUCUCUCUUCUACACGAAAUACCCAAUUUUCUCCUGAUAUUUGGGACACCUGCGUGCUACUGUACCUUUUUUGUACUACUCCACUUGACAUCUGAGCCAAGAAUUCUGCAUUCUUAUCGAUCGAGAUGUCUUUCUCCGGCCGCCGCCUGAGUAUUCUGUCCCCCUCCAACCGCCGUUUCUCUGCGGGAAAGGACCUUUCUUUGAAUGAACUCCGCUCUGAAACUCAUCGUCAAUUCCGUGCUGCCCACGAAGGUCACCGUCCCCAUGCCGGUCUCGAUGCCUCCCGUGCCUCCACCGGCGUUGUCUGGUGUACAGAACGCGCGACCGAACACGGCUAUGCCGAGGACCCUUCUAGCUGGGCCAACCUAGGCCAGGGCGCUCCUGAAGCCGACGAUGAGAUCGAGGGCAGUUUCCCUCGUCCCACCUCCAUCCCCAUCACGUCUGCCUCGCGCGAAUACGGCCCGACCGCGGGUAUCAAGCCCCUCCGUGCUGCAGUGGCCCGCAUGUACAACGAGCAUUAUCGCCAGGGAAAGCCUAGUCAGUACACUUGGGAGAAUGUUUGUAUCGUGCCUGGUGGACGGGCGGGGCUGAUUCGGAUUGCGGCCAUCCUGGGCAAUUCGUACCUGUCGUUUCCCAUUCCGGAUUACUCGGCAUACUCGGAGAUGUUGACGCUUUUCAAGAACAUCGCUCCUAUUCCUAUUCCCUUGGCCGAAGAAGACCACUAUCACAUUCACCCCGACAAAAUCGCCGAGGAAAUUGCUCGUGGUACAUCGGUGCUUCUCACGUCUAACCCCCGCAAUCCUACCGGACAUUUUGUGUCCAAUGAAGAGCUGGCCAAGAUCCAGGACAUCUGCAGAGAUCGCGCUACGCUGAUCCUGGAUGAAUUCUAUGGUGGUUACAACUACACUACUGACUGCGAUGGAUCGACUAUCAGUGGUGCUGCUAACGUGGAGGACGUCGACCAAGAUGACGUGCUUCUGAUUGACGGUCUUACCAAGCGUUUCCGUCUCCCCGGAUGGCGUAUUGCGUGGGUGGUUGGUCCUAAGGAAUUCGUCAAUGCUCUGGGCUCCGCUGGUUCGUACCUGGAUGGUGGUGCCAACGUUCCCUUCCAGGAGGCCGCCAUCCCCAUGAUGGAACCCUCGCUCGUGCACGCAGAGAUGAAGGCCCUUCAGCAGCACUUCCGUGAGAAGCGCGACUAUGUCUUGAAGCGUCUGCAUGACAUCGGAUUCCGCGUUCGCGACGUUCCUCAAGCCACCUUUUACAUCUGGCUCGAUCUCACUUCUCUCGACCCCCCUCUGCCCGCGGAGGCCAACAUCUCGGACGGCCUGAACUUCUUCAAUGCGCUGCUAUAUGAGAAGGUCAUUGUUGUCCCUGGUAUCUUCUUCGACCUGAACCCAGCCAAGCGUCGUGACCUGUUCGAUAGUCCUUGCCACCACUUUGUUCGUUUGAGUUACGGGCCCAAGAUGGAUGUGUUGGAGAAGGGUCUGGAUGGUAUUGAGCGGGUCGUUCGUCGCGCUCGGGGAGAGCCUGUUGAUGAGGAGGCUGUUGCAGAUGAGUAAUUUAGCGUGUAAUAAGAUAGACAUAUUAGAUAGCAAUCAUGGGACUAUUACUUUGUUUAAUUGUGUCUUACAUGAUCACGUGACGUUCCAGACCAUAUCGCCCUUCCCCUU